AUGAAUAAUCAGUUUAAUCUUGGUUUCUGCUAUGAAAAAAGAAUAGGAAUUUCCAAAGGCAAAGAGAAAGCUUCUGACAGUAGAAAUUCUGUUAGACAAAUUAGCAGUAAUUCUGGUAGACAAAAUGAAAGCAUAAAUACUGACAAGGAUGGAAAGAAAGUGUUGCGUCAAAUUUAUUUUUUAACUCCAAAGUUUAAAAAAAACCUGAUUUAUAAUUCACCAGCAAAUAAAUAUCAAGAGUUUACAAACACAUACAUAUAUAGUAUUAUGAUGAAGACAGGAAACAAUACCCCUAAUCAUGCUAAAGCUUGUAAUGAGGCAACUCAAGAAUGGAAUAAAAUCAAAACCAAAAAUACAUUAGAAAUCGACGAUAUAAUUAAAAAAUAUCUAAACACUUCAUUUAAUCUAUAUAAUAUACAAACAUUUAAUUCUAUCACUGCGAAAGCACAUCAUCACCCAGCAUGGGUCUCAGUUGCUGGAGUUUCACAUACUGAUAUACAUGAACACCCUGAUGGUCAUUACUGCCUUGUAUUUGUUAAAUGCACAAAACAAUUUGCAUCUGUUUUUUCUGAUAUGUCAGUUGUCAUCUCUCAAGAUGACAAAGCAAAGAUAGGUCUCAGAAUACCUGCUGUAGGUCGAAUAUUCCAUAUAUUACAAUCAAUUAAUAAUCCUAUUUGUGUAGCAGAUCAUGAUUUUGUGAUAAGAUUUGAACAAAAAUUAGUUCCUUCAAUAUACCUUUUAAUGAAACUAGAUCUUGACAAUCUUACUAUAGACCCUCAAUAUGAUAGUAUUUUGAAAACUGGUAGAGAAAUUCAGCUGAUUUCAGUUUUGUUAGUAGAUAGAAAACCGGAUGAAAAUCUAAGACACUUAAAAAAUAUUAAAUCAUAUUGUUUGCUUUUUAGAAAGUUUAAUUUAGACUACCUAACUAUACGAACAUAUGCCUCUGGACAAUCUAAAUAUAAUCCUGUAGAAAGAGGCAAAGUAAACAACCAAGAAUUGGCUUUUAAAAAUUUUUGGUAUGCUAAAGAGGCUUUCUGUAAUAUUUGGUGCCAUGAUUUAAUUUUUGGGAAACGUGUAAAUACACAAUAUGUUGAAGAAUUUACUAACCCUUGUAAGAAUUUGCAAUUUGAGGAAAAAAAUCAAAAACAAGACAACUUAACUGAGUGCUCCGUACUAUGGUCAUGGAUUGAAAAGCAUUGUAAUAUAUAUCAGUACUCUCUUAAUAUAAAAAAGUACACAGAUGCAAGCUGUUGUGGACCACCUCAUACAAAUGAAGCAAUAGAUUUUCUGCAGAUAAAUAAUAGUUUCUUAUCUCUGAUCAUCAAAGCUAAAGAUGAGCAUUUUACGAAUCCUAUACAUCUUCUUGAGUACUAUGAUUUCUUUAAAAUUUCUAAAUAUGAUCAAUAUUGUCUAUCUCUUGACGAAGCAACCUAUUCACAGCUUUUUUGUUCCAAGUAUAAUAAAUACUUUCUCACACUUACCUUUUUGAUGUAUCAUAAGUGGUUAAUGCAUCCUGUUAGUCAUGGAAGGCUCAAAGGAAAAGCAAAAAGUCAAAUUGAACAAAAUUCAAUGACUCUUUAUGAUUUUUCUCUCCUCCUGUCACAGCAACAUGAUCAAAUACUCUCACUUGAUGAAGUGUAUACAAGAAGGUGGUUAGCCAGAUCUAUUUGUUAUUAUUCAAAGCUGUCCACGACUCAAUGGUCUUUUUCAUUUGCAAUUUCAAGAAAAACCCGAUGCAAAACUGGCAUUAUCGGUGAAAUUGCUGUAUCAAACCCUCAAUUUAUAGCCGCAUUGCAAGAG
Messenger RNA from Scutellospora calospora, 1800 nucleotides. Lineage: Eukaryota; Fungi; Glomeromycota; Glomeromycetes; Diversisporales; Gigasporaceae. The record is from the annotation of a GenBank genome assembly.